Molecule: messenger RNA, 543 nt
Organism: Camellia sinensis
Lineage: Eukaryota; Viridiplantae; Streptophyta; Magnoliopsida; Ericales; Theaceae
Source: RefSeq, a predicted model, not a curated record
CCCUACUAUAUAUAUAUACACACACAUAUCCAGCAAAACCCUAACCCUAGAAUUCUCAACAUCUUGUCUGCUCUCUCUCUCUCUCUCUCUCUCUCUCUCUAUCGCACGAAGCCUCCAGUCGAAGAAACAACACAACCAUGGGUAAGGUUCACGGAUCGCUAGCUCGUGCCGGUAAGGUGAGAGGCCAAACUCCAAAAGUAGCCAAGCAGGACAAGAAGAAGAAGCCCCGCGGCCGUGCUCACAAGCGUAUGCAGUACAAUCGCCGCUUCGUCACCGCCGUUGUUGGCUUUGGAAAGAAGAGGGGACCCAACUCUUCUGAAAAGUAAGCUCACUGUAAUGAGAAUUAAGCUGAUGACUUAUGUACUUGUUUGCAGUUGUUGGCUUUGGAAAGAAGAGGGGACCCAACUCUUCUGAAAAGUAAGCUCACUGUAAUGAGAAUUAAGCUCAAGACAUGUGUACUUAAUGAACUAUUGGUUAUUAAUAUGUGAUAGUGUUCUUAAUUCCCAACUUUUGCUAUUGUUGCAAUUUUCUAUUUUUAGGCUC